Rhagoletis pomonella (apple maggot) is the source of this 1720-nucleotide messenger RNA. RefSeq names its product lutropin-choriogonadotropic hormone receptor-like. The record is from RefSeq and is a predicted model, not a curated record. Gene Ontology annotation, molecular function: protein-hormone receptor activity; G protein-coupled receptor activity. Lineage: Eukaryota; Metazoa; Arthropoda; Insecta; Diptera; Tephritidae. Gene Ontology annotation, biological process: G protein-coupled receptor signaling pathway. Gene Ontology annotation, cellular component: membrane.
GUCUUCACGAACUUCUCUUGUUGGGCGCCCAUUGCAUUCUUUGGUUUAACAGCACUCGCCGGUUAUCCAUUGAUAAACGUGACUAAGUCGAAAAUCCUCCUGGUUUUCUUCUACCCUUUGAACUCCUGCGCAGAUCCAUAUUUGUAUGCCAUACUCACAUCACAGUACCGAACGGAUCUCUUUGCCCUGCUUUCCAAAUUUGGCAUUUGCAAGAAGAGUGCGAUGAAGUAUAAGCACAGCCUUUCGGCACCGCACACCACCAAUGUAACCGUGCAUGGCUCCAGCCUACAGCAUCGGAGUUCUUCGUCGGCCAGUAGACAGCCCGAGCUGCAAUUAAUGCUGAAGGAUCACGAGGAAUUUGUUUGAAUUUCUGAUAAGUACACUUUAGGCAAAUAACUGUGUAUGCAAAUACAUACGUAUGAAUGAGUAAAACUACGCAGUUACUCCUACCUGCAUAAGUAUGUGCACGCAUAUGUACAUCUCUACUGAUGGAUGAGUGUUGCUGAAAAUCGAACAUCUCUAUAAGCGGCUUUCUGGAAGUGUUUGCGCUUUCGAAUUUUUAUCAGAAUUUGACCACCAAAUGGCAUUAACUGUAUAUUUACGUAGUAUAAGUGCAUACACAUAUAUGUAUGCAUAUGUCUGUCUCAUGUUAUAAUAUAUGUAUUCACAAAUGUCAUAAUAAGUACUUCCUAUUAAAGUAGUAAAUACUAACUUUCGCCCGGAUAAAAGAUUGUCGUAAGGGUCAUUUUUAAAUUUUUCAGCUAUGGAUGCAGUUAGACUAUAUUUUAAAAUAAGAUCUUUCUGUUAAUGUUGUCAGUUUUUGCAUAUCUUUUUUAGUUUCCGAGAUAUUGACUAAAAUUUUAUUGGAAGUUUAGCAGUCAUAAUAAAAUAGUUUAGGUCUUUCAAAUGGUUUCAUCCAUAUUGAGUAAAAAGUUUAUUUGAUUUAUUACAAAAGUUUAUUUAAUUUAUGACAUGUUGUCAUACAAAGUGGCUUAAAAAUUGUUGACAACUGUGGCAAAGGACAAGAUUUUACUAUAUAAAAUCCUUAAUAAACUCAAAAAUAACACAGGUUUACAUAAAAAAGUGUAUGCAUGUUAAACCAAACCUAUAUAUCCUUAUGUUAUUCGACACGCUAAAUGCGAAUCCGAGGUCCGUUAGCCUCUAUCACGUCAGGUUCGUGGUCAGUCGCGAUUUCCCAAAACGUACCUACAGUAACAUACGACAAUCUAUUAUCCAAGCGACGUAAUGUGCAAAUACUGUAUUGCCCUAUUAUUACAAUUAUUACAAUAGUUCAUUAUUACAAAUAUUCAGUAAAAACUUGUAACACUUGUUACGAAUAUUCAUGUUUUGGCUUUUUCGUACGUAAAAACUGGCAAAAAACUUGCAAAGAAGGGCAAAUUGAGAAAAAUGUUGAGGGGAAGUUGCAAGUUUUGACUGGAUAAAUUUUUGCUUGUAACAAUUUGCCAGUGAGAAAACAGUUGUUUACAUGCUUCUUCUUGCUUUUAUUGAAAAGUUAAUUUGAUAAUUGCAAAAUAAUAUAGUUAUAAGUAUAGCUAGUAAUAUAUACAUAUGAAUAAAUACUUACGUUAGACAAUUUGAUUAUUAGUUGAUGAUCAAUUUUUGGUAUAUUAUUUUAGGUAUUUCAUAGGCUUAUUGAUCCCUUUUAUGUGCAAGAAAACACUGUUCUUCACGUUUUUACCCGACGUUUCGCUAAAAACCU